UUUACUGGCCAAGAUGGCGGUGGCGGCUGCCGUGGCGCGAGUAUGCGGGCCACGACGAAUCCUAGGCCAAGUUGGCCUCCGCUUUCUGCGGCCGCAUGGGACUCGGAGUCUGGCUACGUCCCACCCCCAGAGGCAACAGGAGCACUUCUCCUCCCUGGAUGACAAGCCCCAGUUCCCGGGGGCCUCGGCCGAGUUCAUCGACAAACUGGAGUUCAUCCAGCCUAAUGUCAUCUCGGGGAUCCCCAUCUACCGUGUCAUGGACCGCCAGGGCCAGAUCAUCAACCCCAGCGAGGACCCCCAUCUGAGCCAGGAGCAGGUGCUCAAGUUCUACCGGAGCAUGACGCUGCUCAACACCAUGGACCGCAUCCUGUAUGAGUCCCAGCGGCAGGGCCGUAUCUCCUUCUACAUGACCAACUAUGGUGAGGAGGGCACGCACGUGGGCAGCGCGGCAGCCAUGGACAACACAGACCUGGUGUUUGGCCAGUACCGGGAAGCAGGCGUGCUGAUGUACCGGGACUUCCCCCUGGAGCAGUUCAUGGCCCAGUGCUAUGGCAAUGUCAACGACCUGGGCAAGGGCCGCCAGAUGCCUGUGCACUACGGCUGCAAGGAGCGACACUUUGUCACCAUCUCCUCACCGCUGGCCACACAGAUCCCCCAGGCGGUAGGCGCUGCCUACGCGGCCAAGCGGGCCAACGACAACAGGGCCGUCAUCUGCUACUUCGGCGAGGGUGCGGCCAGUGAGGGCGACGCUCAUGCUGGCUUCAACUUCGCUGCCACCCUGGAGUGCCCCAUCAUCUUCUUCUGCCGAAACAACGGCUACGCCAUCUCCACGCCCACCUCGGAGCAGUAUCGCGGGGAUGGCAUCGCUGCCCGAGGCCCUGGCUACGGCCUCUUGUCCAUCCGUGUAGACGGCAAUGAUGUGUUCGCUGUGUACAACGCCACCAAGGAGGCGCGGCGUCGGGCCGUGGCCGAGAACCAGCCCUUCCUCAUCGAGGCCAUGACCUACAGGAUCGGGCACCACAGCACCAGUGAUGACAGCUCAGCCUACCGCUCGGUGGACGAGGUCAACUACUGGGACAAGCAGGACCACCCCAUCUCGCGGUUGCGCCACUAUAUGCAGAGCCGCGGCUGGUGGGACGAUGAGCAGGAGAAGGCCUGGCGGAAGCAGUCCCGCAAGAAGGUGAUGGAGGCCUUUGAGCAGGCCGAGCGGAAGCCAAAGCCCAGCGUCAGCCUGCUCUUCUCGGACGUGUACCAGGAGAUGCCCGCACAGCUCCGCAAGCAGCAGGAGGCCCUGACCCGGCACCUACAGACCUAUGGCGAGCACUACCCACUGGAGCACUUCGACAAGUGAGGCCGCUUGCCCAUCCCUUCCACUGCCUCUGGACGCUGGCGGGGGUG
Suncus etruscus (white-toothed pygmy shrew) is the source of this 1398-nucleotide messenger RNA. RefSeq names its product branched chain keto acid dehydrogenase E1 subunit alpha (gene BCKDHA). The record is from RefSeq and is a predicted model, not a curated record. The transcript is spliced from 9 exons. The coding region runs from base 14 to 1351 and encodes 445 amino acids. Lineage: Eukaryota; Metazoa; Chordata; Mammalia; Eulipotyphla; Soricidae. Gene Ontology annotation, biological process: branched-chain amino acid catabolic process. Gene Ontology annotation, molecular function: oxidoreductase activity, acting on the aldehyde or oxo group of donors, disulfide as acceptor.